AUGGCGUCCGCCGAAUCUGGCGGCUCCCGCCUCGAUCGCCUGAUCAAACUCAUCGACACCGGGAGCACCGCGGACGCGAGACGAGAAGCGGCGAGACAAAUCGGUGAACUCGCUGAAUCACAUCCUCUGCAACUCGCGGGACUUUUACGACGAUUGCGCACGCACUUGCGGAGUAAGAAGUGGGAGACGCGCACGGCAGCGAGUGCGACGAUGAGCGAGAUCGCGUCGAGGCUGAAACACCCGACAGUUGAGGAUUUAGAGCGAACGGAGAAGGAAUUCGAACACUCCGCGGUAAAGGUGGAGACGUCGAGCGGACGGGCGGGAGAAGGUCCGACGUUCGAUAAGAGCGAUGCCUUAGAUCUAACGUUCGCAAAGUUUGAUGUGGAACGAGUGCUGGAAAAGGCCGGGAUCUUGCUGAGCGCGAGCGGAGCUGCGUUCACGUUGGAGCACGGACCGGGGACGAAGGCUGAGCGACUGGCGCAGGCCAAGGCGUCGCUAAAGAGGCGGCUCGGGAUGGAGCUCGGUCCUGAGGCAGGGGCGAUGAUGGAUGAGAACAUGAAGAUGAGCGAUUUGGUAAAAGAUGAGGAUCUGUUGGACGACGGGAAGGUAACGGUGAAGGAGAAGGUGGCCGUUGGGGACAGCGCCGCGGAGGCGGUCGACGGUUUGACUGGAGACGUCGAUUACAGUCAUCUGAGCGCUCGGGAGCUGAACAAGCUCAAGCGCAAGGCGAAACGAAUGUUGCGCGAAGGUCAUGACCCCGCGGAUGCAAAGCGAUCGAAGAAGGACGAGGAAGAGGCUCGAUUGGAGCGUGAGCGCGCUGAGGCGGAAGAGGACGAUGAGGAGCAGGCGGAAGUCGCCGCCGGCGGUUGGCCUCUCUCGCGCACGUGCGAGUCCUUGGCGUACAUGAUGUUCUCCGAGGGCUGGGAGGAGCGACAUGGCGCCGCCGCGGCGCUGCGUGAGGUCUUGCGUCAUCAGGCGGCUUGCGCGGCGGUUUGGGCGCCUCCGCCCGGCGUCAAGCUCGAGCCUGGCACCGUGGAGGCGGCGCGGGAUGCGAAUGCGCACUGGUUGGAAGACAUGUGCGUGCGCUUGCUUUGCAUCUUAGCGCUUGAUCGUUUCGGCGAUUUUGCCGGCGAUGGUGCGGUCGCACCCGUCCGCGAGACGUCUGCGCAAGCGCUCGGCGCGGCGCUUUUGCCACUUUCGCCCGCUGCCGUAGACGCCGUUGUCGCAUGCACACUCACGCUUUUGUCGCGCCCAGAGUGGGAAGUGCGUCACUCCGCCCUACUCGCGCUGAAGUACAUUCUCGCUGCGAAGUCGGAGCUGGCGCUGGAUUUGUUGCCCGCCGCUCUGCCCGCAGCGAUCAAGGCGCUCGUGGAUGCGGACGAUGACGUGCGAGGCGCCGCUGCGGAGUCCUUGCUGCCGGCCGCAGAGCACUUGCCGACGCAUCCGAAGUUCAACGAGCUCUUGCAUUCGCUCUGGAAUCUUCUUAACGAGCUUGAUGAUCUCUCACCGAGCGCGGUGCCCGUGAUGAAGCUCAUCGCCAAACUGUAUGCGCUCGAAUCCACUCGCACGGCAUCUGCCGUUGAACUCUCCGAAGUCGUGCCUCGACUUUGGCCGUUCGCUGCGCAUCCGAUAGCAGCUGUCCGUUUUGCGGUCUGGCAGACGCUUUGUCGGCUGUUAACGGUAGAGCCGGACUCAUCAAAGGCGUUGUGGGUGCAAGAAGCGUGCGCGCCGGCGAUGCGUCACGCGCUUCAGGGUGCGCUUCUCGAUGUUGACGUCGCGAGCGCCGAAGCCGCGAAGGAGGCAUGGCUCGCUCUUCUGCGUACCGUGCCGAUCGCCAUCAUCGAAGCCACGUUCAUGGUACACGGUGGUAAAUGGUUCGAGCUGGUGACGACGGUUACAAAUGCUCGCGCUGAGGGAAAGCUCAUUUUUGUCUCCACUCCACCGAGCGUCAAAGGAGAGAUUCGCGCGGUGGCCAAGGAUUGGCCCGCAGGAACGGUUGGACGAAUGCGAGGCUUGGAUUGUCUCGCGCAUCUCGCCUCGGAGUUCGGGAAGCAAAACCGCGCGAGCUCGGUGGAGCGGACAGAGCAGCACACCGUGACCAUGCUGACGGCGGAGCAUGCCACGGCGCGCCUCGCAGGAGCGUACCUCCUCACGUUUUGGCUUCGCAACGUCCCGCCAGGGCCGCAGAGACCGACGCUCCAGGCUCCAGGCGGACAGCUCGGAUUGAUUUUAGCAAAUACUAAUCCAGCAUAUCCGAGCGCGCCGUCGCCGACACCGUACGGCGAAGUGGCGCAAAUGGUCAAGUAUGUCAAGAGCGAGUCCAUGGCGUUCUUGCGCGUUGCCGCAACGAACGGAGUCUCGGUGACGGGUGAAGUUCCGAGUCCAGAAGCGGAUGGUUUCGGCGCAGAUUCCGCUUCGACGCUCUCAGCAGCUGUUCCACAGACGGACAAGGAAGCCGUAGAAUCGGCUAGAAGCUCGUUGCAUGCCUCUGUGCAGCGACUGCGAGACACAGAGUCAAGACUCCACGGGUCGGUGCUCGCAUCGGCCGCGGGAGCGGCGAUAAGUUUCGGUGCGUUGCCGCCGAAGCUCAAUCCGUUCAUUCAGCCUUUGAUGGCGUCUGUGCGCCGCGAGCGAGAUGUCGAGCUUCAACGGCGAGCCGCGGCUUCCGUGGCGGCCAUGAUGAAAAUUUGCGUCACUCGAACGCCGUCACCGAACGAUAAGCUGAUGAAGAACGUCACGGCGAUGGUUUGCGGUGAUGAGGCGGAAACACCAAAGGCAGGAUCGACGGAGGAUAUCGACGAAGAGGAGCUCGCCGCCGCGAAGAAGAAGAAAACGAAGUCUGUCGCGGGAAUCGUUGAAGAGGAAACGAUCAGUGAUGCCGCCGUCGCGCGCCUCGGCGGGGAAGCUGUGAUUCGCGCGGUGUCGAGCACAUUUGGCGCGGACGCUUUAGCACAAAUCAGCGCGUUCCAAACGCUGUUGAUCAAACCAAUUACGCAAGCUCCGCCUGAGUCGGCGUCGCCCGAGGCGCUACAAACUCUCAUCGACGCUUUGCAACUGCUCAAGGUGUUAGGUCCCGAAGUGCAUGUAUCUUUGGAACCAAAAAUCAUUGACCUCACCAAGGCGGCGUUCCCAGCUGCGUUGUACGGCGAUGUUGCCGUUCGAAAGACGGCGGCGAAGACUGUCGCCACUAUCGCAUCAAAACAUCCAGAGCAAGUCAUUCCUGCUUUGCUGGACUUCAUCGUGCCGAAACUUGAGCAGGGUGAAGCGGCGUCUCAGACGUGGAAGCGCUCGGGCGCCGUUGGUCUUGCGAGUGAACUCGUGAAGCAUCUAGGCUCGGCUCUCGCACCGUAUUGCGUGUUGUUGCUCGUACCGCUCAUGGGUCGCAUGAGCGAUCCCGAUUUACGUAUUCGCGGUUUGGCGACAAGAGCGUUCGCGAACCUGGUUCCAUUGCUUCCGCUCGCGGCCGGUAAGCCCCCUGUUGAUGCGUUGACUCACAAACAAAAGGAACGGUCCAUCAAGGACGGCGAGUUUCUCGAAGCGCUUCUGGACAACAGUAAGAUUGAAGAUUUCAAGCUGCCUUUCAAGUGCGCCCGAACGCUGCGCCCCUAUCAGCAAGACGGCGUCAACUGGCUUGCCUUUCUGCGCCGAUUCAAGCUACACGGUGCGUUGGCGGACGACAUGGGCCUCGGCAAGACGCUGCAGUCGACAUGCAUAUUAGCGGCGACGACGGUUGAACGCAAGCGAGACGGGUUGAAGAAACUCCCUCACUUGGUCAUCUGUCCAACGACGCUCGUCAGCCACUGGGCGUACGAAAUCAGCCUCUACGUGGAGCCGGACGUGCUGCGACCGCUCGAGUAUCAGGGAAGCCCGCCAGAGCGACUGGCGUUACAAAAGGACUUUGGUAAGUAUGACAUCGUGAUAAUGUCGUACGAGUCUCUGCGCGCGGAUUUCAAUACGCUCGAUAGUUUUGAUUGGUGCUACUGCGUCCUGGAUGAAGGACACGCGAUUCGUAACCCGAAGAGCCGCGUCACGCAAGCGGUGAAGAAAGUUCGCGCCGAACAUAGACUGCUGCUUUCCGGCACGCCAAUUCAAAACGACGUCGUAGAGCUUUGGAGUUUGUUCGAUUUCCUGAUGCCUGGCUUCCUCGGCACGGAACGCGAGUUCAAGUCGACUUACGGAAUCGCUGCCGCUCGUUCGGCGGCGGCGAAGAAGGGCGGCGGUUUAACAGAACAAGGCGCGCUCGCCACCGGUGCAUUGCAUAAACAGGUCAUGCCAUUCGUCAUGCGCCGUACUAAGGACCAAGUGCUCAAGGACCUACCACCGAAGAUUAUUCAAGACGUCUACGUCGAUCUGACGGCGGCUCAGCGCAAGAUGUAUGACUCGUUUGAGUCAAGCGACGCCAAGUCAGCGGCUGUGAGCGCCGUCGAGGGCGGCGGGAACGCGGAGGGCGCGGCGGCGCACGUGUUCCAAACGCUCCAGUAUCUGCGCAAGCUCUGCUCACACCCGAAGCUCGUUUCCGACACGACAAGCAAGAAGUUUGAUCCGGAUAUGCGUUCGCCGAAGUUCGACGCGUUGAAGCAGAUUUUGAUCGACUGCGGCAUUGGCGUCGACGUAGAGGAAGAAAAGGCGAGCGGUGAAGAUGCGAAACCGAAUCCGGCGGCCGGUGCAGGACAUCGCGUUCUGGUGUUCUCCCAGCUCAAGAGCUUGCUCGACCUGGUGGAGACUGAACUCUUCACAACGCAGAUGCGAGACGUGAGCUGGCUCCGCCUCGACGGGAGCGUUGCUCCGUCUCAACGCUUCGAUGUCGUGCGCAAAUUCAACGCCGAUCCAUCCAUCGACGUACUCCUGCUUACCACGCACGUCGGUGGUUUAGGUCUAAACCUCACUUCGGCCGACACCGUCGUUUUCCUCGAGCACGAUUGGAACCCGCAAAAGGACUUGCAAGCGAUGGACCGCGCGCACAGACUCGGGCAGCGCAAGACGGUGAACGUCUAUCGCAUUCUUACCCGCGGUACUCUCGAGGAGAAGAUCAUGUCUCUCCAGCGCUUCAAGCUCGACGUCGCGAACGCCGUGGUGAAUGCCGACAACGCAUCCAUGAGCGCCAUGGACACCGGUCAAAUGCUCGAACUCUUCACCGCAGAGAAGGGCGCUAAACUCGGCAAGGAUGGCGAGCCCGUCGCAAAGGGCGCCGCCGCCGCCGCCGUCGGCGCCGCCUCGGGUGGUCUCGCCAACAUCGUCAAUGGUUUAGAGGAGAUGUGGGACGAGGCGCAGUACGCCGAGGAAUUCGACGUGGACGAUUUCGUCUCAAAGCUCAAACAGAAAUAG
Molecule: messenger RNA, 5325 nt
Organism: Ostreococcus tauri
Lineage: Eukaryota; Viridiplantae; Chlorophyta; Mamiellophyceae; Mamiellales; Bathycoccaceae
Product: Helicase, C-terminal
Exons: 2
Coding region: 1-5325 (1774 amino acids)
Molecular function (GO): TBP-class protein binding; ATP binding; DNA binding
Source: RefSeq, a predicted model, not a curated record